Molecule: messenger RNA, 1236 nt
Organism: Pseudozyma flocculosa PF-1
Lineage: Eukaryota; Fungi; Basidiomycota; Ustilaginomycetes; Ustilaginales; Ustilaginaceae
Exons: 2
Coding region: 1-1236 (411 amino acids)
Biological process (GO): pyruvate decarboxylation to acetyl-CoA
Cellular component (GO): intracellular membrane-bounded organelle
Molecular function (GO): pyruvate dehydrogenase (acetyl-transferring) activity
Source: RefSeq, a predicted model, not a curated record
AUGGCUUCGUUCUCGCGCUCCCUCCUCCGCGCCGGCAAGGCCGCCCCCGUGCCUUCGCUCUCUCGGGCCGCCACUCCGGCCUCGGCGCGCUUCGUCCAGCUCGCCGCCGAUGCGUCGAAGCUGGCGAGCUCGGUGCCCGAGUCCAAGUCGGACAAGUUCACCGUCUCGCUGGCCCCGGACUCGUUCAAGGGCUACAAGUACGAUGUGCCGCAGCUCGAGCUCGAGACGUCGCGCGAGGAGCUCGUGGGCAUGUACGAGCAGAUGGUCAAGAUGAGGAGGAUGGAGAUGGCCGCCGACCAGCUCUACAAGCAGAAGCUCAUCCGCGGCUUCUGCCACCUCGCCAUCGGCCAGGAGGCCGUCUCGGUGGGCAUGCACUUUGGCUGCAAGCCCGACGACAAGAUCAUCACCGCCUACCGCUGCCACCCCUUUGCCGUGCUGCGCGGCGGCACCAUCAAGGGCGUCAUUGCCGAGCUGCUGGGGCGAAAGGACGGCAUCUCCAAGGGCAAGGGCGGUUCGAUGCACAUGUUCACGCCCACCUUCUUUGGCGGCAACGGCAUCGUCGGCGCCCAGGUGCCCGUCGGCGCCGGCAUCGCGUUUGCGCAGCAGUACCUCAACACGACCAACGCCACCUUUGCCAUGUACGGCGACGGCGCGUCGAACCAGGGACAGGUGUUUGAGGCGUACAACAUGGCCAAGCUGUGGAACCUGCCCGCCGUCUUUGUCUGCGAGAACAACAAGUACGGCAUGGGCACGGCGGCCGAGCGCUCGUCGAUGAACACGGCCUACUACACGCGCGGCGACGUCAUCCCGGGACUGCAGGUCAACGCCAUGGACGUGCUGGCCGUCGUCGCGGCGACCAAGCACACGGCCAAGUGGACGGCCGUCGACGGCAACGGCCCGCUGCUCAUGGAGCUCGUCACCUACCGCUACGGCGGCCACUCGAUGUCGGACCCGGGCACCACGUACCGCACGCGCGACGAGAUCCAGACGAUGCGGAGCAGCUCGGACCCGAUCCAGGGCCUCAAGGCGCGCAUGCUCGACUGGGGCGUCGUCGAAGAGGCCGAGCUCAAGAAGAUUGACAAGGCGGCAAAGGAGGAGGUUGACCACGCCGUCGAGGAGGCCAAGAAGAGCCCAUGGCCCGACGCAAAGGAGGUGUGGGACCACAUCUACUACCCGGGCACCGAGCCCGACUACAUGCGUGGCCGAGAGCGCGAGGAGGUCCACCGAUACCGCUGA